CCCUAGUCUCUCUUUCGCUCUCUCUCGCCGACAUCGUAGCAAACGCUCAGAGGAGGUUUCUCGUUCAUGGCGUCGAGCGAAGCGGCCGCUUCGGCCAUGGAGAUCGAGAAGGCUGCCGCUUCGGCUCCCGCGGCCGUGCUCCGGCCCCAGUUCGAGGCUCUGAAGCCGCACGACAUGUCCGACGGGAAGGUCCAGUUCCGGAAGGUGGGGGUCCCGACCCACCGCUACGCGCCGCUCAAGCGCUGCUGGAUGGAGAUCUACACCCCUAUCUAUGAGCAGAUGAAGAUCGACAUCAGGAUGAACCUUAAGGCAAGGAAGGUGGAACUUAAAACAAGAGCAGAUACUCCAGAUGUCAGUAACCUGCAAAAAUGUGCCGACUUUGUUCAUGCUUUCAUGCUUGGAUUUGAUGUUGCCGAUGCUCUUGCUCUGCUCCGCCUGGACGAUCUUUACGUGGACUCUUUCGAGAUCAAGGAUGUGAAGACGCUACGGGGAGAACACCUUUCUCGUGCUAUUGGUAGGCUGUCCGGGAAGGGAGGCAAGACCAAGUUUGCUAUUGAAAAUUCUACGAGGACCCGUAUCGUGAUUGCAGAUACCAAGAUCCACAUCCUGGGGUCUUUCUUGAACAUAAAGGUCGCUAGAGAUUCUCUAUGUAGCCUUAUACUGGGGUCACCAGCCGGCAAGGUCUACUCCAAACUUAGAGCAGUCACUGCUAGACUAGCAGAAAAGUACUGAAGAAGAGUACUUGGUUUUGACAUGGUUUAAGGUAGCGCAAUCCGACGUAAACUCCUUACGCAGUUUUGUAUUCUGUUAAAUCUUAUUGGUUUUGAUUGUUAUGAUUGAUAACGUGUUAGAGAUUAAUCUAAAGUGGAACCGAGGUUUCCGAAA
This is a messenger RNA of Musa acuminata subsp. malaccensis (wild Malaysian banana), 885 nucleotides long. RefSeq lists its product as uncharacterized. The record is from RefSeq and is a predicted model, not a curated record. Gene Ontology annotation, molecular function: RNA binding. Lineage: Eukaryota; Viridiplantae; Streptophyta; Magnoliopsida; Zingiberales; Musaceae. Gene Ontology annotation, cellular component: nucleolus.